Messenger RNA from Arachis ipaensis, 531 nucleotides. The record is from RefSeq and is a predicted model, not a curated record. Lineage: Eukaryota; Viridiplantae; Streptophyta; Magnoliopsida; Fabales; Fabaceae.
AUGAGAAAGAAAAUUGUUUCACAAAAGCCACCACGUGAAAAGAUAUACAGGCUUCCUGCAAAACAAAAACCCUCAACUCGCUCUCAAGACCGAACCUUCACUCCAUCUCCUUCUCCUCUUACCUCACCUCCUCGGUCUGAUCCCAUGGCACGCACUAAGAACCCAUCAAGGUUUACUCCUUUAAUCAAGCAAACGCCACCACCGAAGGAACUUCCAUCCAAACCUGGUUCGUCGAAGCUGAGUUCAUCGAAAGGGAAAAGACCAGCCGUGACUGAACCUACCUUUGAGCCCACUCAACCUAAAAUAAGGUCUGUUCCCUUGCAUUCUCAAAAAGGUAAACCUCGACUCCCUCUUAAAUCUGUUAGAGAACCAGACAUUGAUGCUUUUGCUCAUAAAUCCCACUUCAUGACAUCUCACUCCAACCAUAAUCCUUAUAGAUUUAAGUCUGCCAUGAAUAAUGACUUUUAUGAAAGAGUUAUUAAGUACCAUACCCUGUGCCCCUCUUUUCUUGCUGAUUUGCCAAACCUGUAA